AUGGAUGAUGUAAAACAGUCGUGUGAACACGAAGAAGAGAACGAGACGGAGGAUUUAGAUACAGCUAUCUCCCUCGGAGCUGAUUUUAACAAUUAUGACUGUUUUCUCCAGCCUUUCAAUUCCCCUGAAGACGAUCAAAGGGGUGAAUUUGAAAUUAAGAGAGAAGAUGAACUGACCGAAGAUGGCCCUUGUUACCAGAGAUUUCCCGACGAGGAGAGCAAAAAAACUGGUAAUGGUGACGGAGUAACUUCCAUGCCCAAGUUGGAAAUGGAUUUCAAAAGAUCAAACUACCAUCGCAAUCUCGGGAAGUUACAGAGAUUGGUCGAAGACAAGUUUCAAGAACUUCAGGAAAUCACUUCAGCGAAGGAAGAACUAGAAUGCGGCGUCCAAACUGCUUUGCAAAAACUUUGGGUUAAGGAAGCUGAGUUGCACAACCAAAAACUGACAUCAUUGGAGCGGGAGAGAUGCUUGGUGGAUGAUUUGAGGCAGGAAUCGGCACAUUCUGAGGAACUUGAAAUUCUGGUUCAGUCUUUAAAAAACCAAAAAGAGGAGUUACAAGAACAGCUUGUAAAUCUAAAGCAGCAGCUGUGCACGGUGAAAGGAGAAACGGGGAAAAGGGAGCGAGAGCUCGACCAAAAAUCACUAGAACUUAAGAAUACUCAGGAAUCUUGGAAAAAAAUGAGUGCAGGUCACAUAAGCCAAAUCACGGAUAUCCUGUCAAUUUGCAAUGAACACGAGCAAAGGGCUACUGCUUUAAAUGUGUCACCUUCCUCUACAGUGGGAGAAAGCUCAGGUCUAAGUAGCUCUGAACAAAGCAACGACAGUGGAGAAAGCUUGGAAGAUGAUGUUAGCGCAGAGGUGACGAUGAUUGAUUUACAGCGACAAAACCACGAUCUAAGAAUGGCUUUGAAGAGCUUGGCAGCACACAUUGCAGAUAUGUGGCGAAAAGUAAAUCCUGGUUGUGACUUUGAGAAUAAGUUCGAUGAGGAUGAAGAGUCCAUAGUACUACUGAACAAUAUUGAACAGUCUUUCUAUCAACAAAAAGCAAAAGUAGUUGAUUUAGAAGAGCAGAAUGCUAGACUUCUUACCCAUUUACAUGGCGUAGAGGAAGCUCAUUGCUUAACCCUGGGAAAAAUACAUCGUCUUUGGGUCAAAUUCUGUAUCCAGGAGGAAGACGAAGAAAAUCAAACGAAGUGGACCCAAGGAAUUCCCUCAAGUGCCGAGGCAACGGACAUUAGAUUGAACAAAAUCGAGGACGUACUCUCCAGUAAUAAGUGUACCAUACGAGAAAAUGAAGAGCUUUCUCGUGUUACUGCCUCUCUGGAAAAGAAAAUAGUCGAUCUGAGGGCGCUUGUUGAAAAAAUUAGCGAGGACAAUGGAGAAAUUUCAAAAGAGCUCGAAAAGAAAAACGCAAAGAUCGAAGAAACAAAGUUCUCGUUUAGUAAGGCUAUCGAAGACAAGGAUAUAGAACUGGAAAUACUGAGAGAGCAACUUCAAGAAAAUGAGAGGGAAAAAGAGCAGCUGAAGGCUGAGAGUGAAAGUUGUGAGAGCAGUAGUAAAUGCACAGACGAGGUUUUGGGAAAACUUUUGAGAAGUAAGGAACGAGCCUUUGAGGAUUAUCAAAGGAAAUGUGAAAGGGAACAAGCGGCACUAAGGGAUGAAGUGAAAGACCUUCAAGAAAGCUUGCAGAGAGCAAGACAAGACAAGAGCGACCUCCAAGAAUACUGUGAUCUACUAAAGGAAGACACUGAAAAGUCAGAAAUCCUAAUCAAUUCUCUCGAAGAAGGCGAGAAAUCAUUGAAAGAGUUACUUGAGCAAGGGAAGAAAAAUGAAGAGAAGUUGCAUCUCACUGCACGAGAACUUUACGACGAAAUCAAAACAAGCAAGCAAGAAGUUCAGUCGCAUGAGUCAGCCAUAGAAGUUUUGCAAGAGAAGAUCAAAAGCUUAGAGUUAAAACUAGAAACAGCUAUGAAAGAACGGCAAAUUGACAAGAAAAACCUAAAAAAUGCCAAAGAGACCGAGCAAUAUUUGCAGUCGUCAUUGCAGCAAGCCGUAAAAGAAGUUAUUCAGAUGAAAACCACAUGUAACGACGAGGAAAAUACAGAAGAGGCGAGGCAGAGAACAGUUGUUCGCACAGCUGAUGAGCAUCGGGCAUUACUGGACGAUAGAUUCAAAGAACUGGAGAGACUUGUUGAAUAUACACUUGAGAGAAAUGCUAGAGACUUACAAGAGUAUGCCGAGAGGAUCGAAGGACUUUGUGAAGAAAACAGCAAUCUCAAAGGAGAAGUGGACUCCUACAAAGAAAGAUUAAGUACCUUAAUGAAAGACAACUGUAGGUUGAAAACAUUGUCGCGUGCCCUUAAAGAUGAUCUCAUAGAAGAGAUAAGAGAUAAAAAGGAGCUAGAAAUUUCAAUGAUUACAUCACAAGAGAAAUCGGAGUUCAUACUAAAGGAAGACAGAGGCUUUGAUGAACAAUCCACCAUAUCUCAAUUGCCAAUAAUCGAUGAAGAUAGCACGAGUUGCCUGAUAUCUAGAUCUGCCUCUCCAAGUUCUUCUGAUUUUCAAAGUGUGGUAAAAAGGUGGAAAGGCAAAGGGCUAGGCAAAAGAAGGAUAGUACCUAAAGCUAUAAGCAAACAUUUCAGCUCGUACUCUUUAAAAGGAAAAAAAAAUGAAGACAAAGAAGACGACGGAGAAAGGGCAGGUAAAGAAUACCAUACACCUGGUGAAACCUCUGCAAUGGCUGAAAGUGAAAAAAAAUUGCGAAGUCUUUUAAUGGCAGUCCAGCGUGACAAGGACGAACUCCAGCAAGAGGUAGCGUCUCUAAGUGACGAGCUGCGAAGGAAAAAAUCCAAAUUGAAGACUUACAGAAGCAUCACAGAAAAACUGCGCGAAGAAACAACCAGAAAUGUACGUGAGAGCGUGGAAAUGAAGAAAGCCUUGGAGGCAAUUCAUAACAAGACAAGAAGUGCUUACAUAAUGAUAAAUAAGGACAUUCAGUCCUUACUAGAGAUUUCCAAAACAAAGGAUAAGGAGGUGCGAAAGUUUGAGUGGUCGUCUGAAAAAGCAGAGAAGGAAAACGCCGACUUGAUGCUAACAGUGGCGACACUCAGAGAACGGUUGCAGGAUGAAACUACCCUGAAAGAAGUAGCAACCGAAGAAGCCACGCAAUUGAGAGAAUCUUUACGGAAAGUUAUCGAAUCUGAAGAAAAAAGUUUAUUAAAUCCGGAACCUCUUUUAUUGAUCAACAACCUUAACACUGAUUUAGUUUUGCCUCAGAUGACAAAACAUGAAGUGCGAGCCAUUUUGAAAGAGGUCCUUGCAGACCUUGAACACUGUAGUUCUGAAGAGGUUAUUCGGCUAAAGCAGAGGUCACUUGAACUGAUGGAAGAGCUCAGUGGUGUUAAAAAAGAUAACGAAUAUCUAAAGGGCUUACUCGAUAAUGGUGUUCAGGAUGAGCUUCAGAGAGCAGGAGAAAGGAUUACGUUCUUGAAUGACCAACUGAAGAUUUUCCAAGAAAGACAGAAUACCCUGAGAGAGGCCGCUAUCACGGACAAGAUAAAAGCAAAUGAAGAUGCAGAAAAUUUUUUUGACCGCUAUGCAGCGCUAAAGAUCACUUUGAAAGGUAAAGAGGAAGCUCUAGACCAAUACCAGGAGACAGAAGAUGUCUUGAUGAGUGAGAACGGUCGGCUUCAGGAAGAAAUAGAAUCAUUGCAGCUACGAUUUGGUGUGGAUGGGUUGUCACCAACCACGAAGAAAGCAGAAUUUAAGCGGGAAUUGGAAACAUGGAAACGAAAAUGCCAACGAAUGCAGGAACAUUCUGAAAGAGAGAGCCAACACCUUCAAGAGGAGAACAGCUGGUUGCAUAGGCAACUUAAUGAGGAAAGUUCAUUAUGUGAGGAGCUUCGACGUUCUAAAAGUGCACUUGAGGAGUCUCUGAAAGGUGCUGAGAAUAAGAUAAAAGAACUGCAUCGGAAGCUAGAGGAAAGGCAAGAGGGUCUCGCUUGCUUGGAAGAAAGGCGAGUGGUUCUCGAGACCAAAAUUUCUUGUCUUCAGAAAGUUAAUGGUGACUUACAGACUGAGCUGAGCAAGGAAAGAUAUGAGGCUGAACAAAACAUCAUGAAGAUAAGAAGCGAAUUCGCCGCCACAGCUAAAGACUUGAAACGACACCAACAGGAAGGAAACAACUUGGUCACAAAAGUGUUCCUGCUGGAAAAUGCGAAAGAGAAACUAGAACAGGAGCUCCAAGAAAAACAACGCAAGAUGAUGGUCAACUUGGAUUCCUAUACCGAGGAACGGAGUCGACUUACAGAAAGGGUCCGCGACUUGAGGAUUUCUCUAGAGGAGGAAGUUAGGCGAAGACUUGACCUUGAAGAAAAAAUGCAACAGAUUGUUAAGAUCUCUGUCAUGGAAGGACAAAAGGACCGAUUGAAAACAAAGAAGGAGCAGGAGAGAAAUCUAGCAGGAGCUGUCACACGGGAAAACAACAGUAAUCCCCACAAAUCAUCGAGGGAGGCAAAGGUUCCCGUUUUACCACUGACGUUAAUCAACGAGGCCAGUGAGACGACUGAGGAUGAUACAGAAAAUCACAUUUAG
Molecule: messenger RNA, 4593 nt
Organism: Pocillopora verrucosa
Lineage: Eukaryota; Metazoa; Cnidaria; Anthozoa; Scleractinia; Pocilloporidae
Product: putative leucine-rich repeat-containing protein DDB_G0290503
Source: RefSeq, a predicted model, not a curated record